UCAUUACGAUGCUUGAACAAUCCUCUUGGGAGUAAUUUUUCUAAAUCUAAUUCAUCGAUUGCUACAGAAUCGAUCUAAUUAAAUGUUUCAAAGUAAAACGCGAUUAUCUUUAAGAAAAUUUGGCGGUUUAGCUUUCUUGAUUUGCUUUUGAUUUUGAGAUAAGGAACACGAACAAAUAUGGCGAAUUCUAGUACAUUUCUUCUUCUGCACUUCUCUUUCAUCAAUGGAAGCUUCAGUUACAUAAGACUGUACUUUCAUCUCGUACAAGUGUGUAAUCACGUAACAGAGAGAUUCCAAAUUUUUCACACUGAUUAAAUGAUAGGUCCUCGAUGACGUACCCGAAAAAGGGGCGGAUUUCCAUGGUUCGGUUUAACGUUUCACUGGGCGUGCAAUGGAUUCUCUUCGAUCUUUCAAUGUACAGUCGUAACACGAGUGCCACAUUGAUUGGUGCUUCAGAAUGAAAAGCAUCUUUAUCCCGUUCCUCGUGAUCUUCUGCAUCCUGCAGGAUCAUCAGGGUUCCUGCAUGUUCUUGCAGAGUUGCAAGGAAAUCGUGGAUAAUUCUACCUUGCAACGAUUGAAAGAGUAUCUAUUUUGUUCUUACGACGAGGAAGUUAGACCCGUUAGCAAUCAUAGAAAUGCUAUUGACCUUCAGUUUGCAUUGAACAUACACCAGUUUGAAGUCGAUGAACUGGCAAACACGGUUGACUUUCACGUUUGGACUAAAUUGAUCUGGACGGAUUCUCAUUUGACGUGGGAACCAUUGCAAUUCGAUGACAUAAAGUGGCUUCAUGUAAUGAGCCAUGAGAUGUGGGUGCCAGACAUAGUGUCGCAUAGCGUGUCAAACGUGGACGUGAAUACAGAGAUACCAAGGGUUGAAUGCGGGUUGCAUUUCAUGGGUGUAGUAGUUUGCACACCGAUGUUGGUGUACACCACCUUUUGCGAAUCGGAUCACACAUGGUGGCCGUACGAUUCGAUGAAUUGCAGUUUGUACAUUGCAUCCUGGUCUCAUUCCACCGACGAGAUCGACAUACGUUUCGUAGAUGUCGAUUCAAAAAACGAACGCAAAGAGGAUAUUUAUGACGACAGUUUGGAAUGGGAAUUGGUGCACAUUUCUCAGACCGAACGUUUGGUCGAAUCAAAAUUCGGUGUGGAGUUCACUAGCAAAAUGUUGUGUUAUCAUAUCAUCUUGCAGAGAUACAGUUCCACCUACACUUCCUCUUAUAUGACAAUGGUUUUAGCGCUAAUGACAAUGACGUUGAUGGUACUGUGGUUGGAUCCAAGAUCCACCGAACGUAUGGUAGUCGCGAAUUUCAAUUUUAUUUUGCACCUGAUUUGUUUGCAAGAUUUGCAAUGGAAACUUCCUUACAAUGGCAAUUAUCCUCCGAAACUAAUUUUCUUUUACGAGAAUUCGUUAGUUCUGGCUGCAUUCUCGUUAAUUCUUACAAGCAUUCUUCGCCACGUGCAAGAAUUGAACACCGAUGCACCGGCGUGGUUAUCGUCGGUAACGAUUUCGAUUUUGAAAAGCAGAGUAGGUCAGGUGUUUUUAAUAAGCAUCUUAGACCCGAAGGUAUCAGCCAGUAUGGAAAGAAACACUGAUGACAACACGAAUCUCGUGUCAUUCGACAGAAAGGAAUCCACUUGGAAAUACACCUCUAUUUUGAUCGGUUGGAUAGCCUUCUUCAGCGUGUUAUUUGUUUACGUGAUUAUGCUCGCACUUUUCCUACCGACGAGCAAUAGUGCCAAGACCUUCGUGGCGAACACGUAAGUGAGACAACGGUACAAAUAUACGUAUAAAAUUUUUUUUUUUUUUUCAUGAGGAGGGGACACUAAUUGUCACCAAGGUCGAAUGAUUUAACACCAUUAGAUUUUUUCUAUGGAGUUUAUGGAAAGUGAAGUUUACGCCACUAAUCCAAAUACUAUUGACGAGCUGAGCACCAAAAUCACAGUCGCUAUUGAUGAAAUUGAAUUCCACUUGUGUGAAAAUAUAAUGAAAAAUUUGGUGAAACGCAUCAGGCUCGUGAAAAAAGCCGAGAAGCACAUUUAAAUUAUAUUGUCUUUGAUAACACAGGCAUGCGAUGAAACAAAUACAAGGGAAUUGAUAGCUGAACUUUAUGUAUUUUUUGGUGUUGAUUUAAAAUAAAAUAAUGAAAAAUUUC
Messenger RNA from Osmia bicornis bicornis, 2156 nucleotides. RefSeq names its product neuronal acetylcholine receptor subunit alpha-6-like. The transcript is spliced from 7 exons. Lineage: Eukaryota; Metazoa; Arthropoda; Insecta; Hymenoptera; Megachilidae. Bases 458 to 1765 code for a protein of 435 amino acids. The record is from RefSeq and is a predicted model, not a curated record. Gene Ontology annotation, cellular component: membrane; synapse; neuron projection. Gene Ontology annotation, biological process: signal transduction; monoatomic ion transmembrane transport; chemical synaptic transmission. Gene Ontology annotation, molecular function: extracellular ligand-gated monoatomic ion channel activity; transmembrane signaling receptor activity; neurotransmitter receptor activity.